AUGAAUUUGCUCACCGAUCAUGUCGCCGUGAUUUUGCAAUUCGCCCUCCUGGAGUCCGUCGUUGCCCAGGCCGUUGUCCCUGUCGUCGCUGGUGAGCUUGCUUAUUUUGUUGCCUCGCCAGUUGCCGCCGCAUUUGUCUGCCAGGUUGCUAAGCGCCUCGUGCGUCAUCGGGAUAAAGCUCAGCAACACCUUGGCGUACUUGUCAGCGUCCGCCUCCCGGUACUCUGCGCCCGAGUAAGUGGAGACGUAGGCAUCGCCGAACUCUGCGGAGAAGUCACGGAGGCCACGGCCGACAGUGUCCAGCAGCGGAGUUGUGAUCUUACCGAAGGCUUCGGGCUUCAUUUCACCCAGCGUCUUGAUCAGGUAGUUGAGCAUUUCGGGUAG
Babesia ovata is the source of this 384-nucleotide messenger RNA. RefSeq names its product short-chain dehydrogenase reductase SDR, putative. The transcript has 2 exons. The record is from RefSeq and is a predicted model, not a curated record. The coding region runs from base 1 to 384 and encodes 127 amino acids. Lineage: Eukaryota; Apicomplexa; Aconoidasida; Piroplasmida; Babesiidae.